This is a messenger RNA of Coccidioides posadasii C735 delta SOWgp, 3890 nucleotides long. It is a transcript of the gene MIP1, whose product is annotated as DNA-directed DNA polymerase gamma mip1. Gene Ontology annotation, biological process: mitochondrial DNA replication. The record is from RefSeq and is a predicted model, not a curated record. Gene Ontology annotation, cellular component: mitochondrion; gamma DNA polymerase complex. NCBI's taxonomy places the organism in Eukaryota, Fungi, Ascomycota, Eurotiomycetes, Onygenales, Onygenaceae. Gene Ontology annotation, molecular function: DNA binding; 3'-5' exonuclease activity; DNA-directed DNA polymerase activity.
CAACACUCAACCUUUGCGCACAGCAUGGUUUAGCAUUUGAUCAAGGAUGCUGGUACCAUCUGCCGGCGCUUCCGGGGCUUUGCUAAGAGCCUCUUGUCAGCCUCGGAGGCUCUCCUUGGCUCUUCACCCCCAGCAAAAUCUCCUAUCGCUUUUCAGGCAUUACUCGUCGCAAACCGCGCCAAAUGACGUGGCCAACGCGUUGAAGAGGAGUACGCUUGCUUUGCCGUCGACUGCACGAUUCAAUGAGAUUGGUGUCCAGCAGCUAAGCAGCCAUGUCCAUUCUCAAAUAUUUCCUCGACCACCCACACCGCCGGAGCCGGAGUUAGUGGCCCUUUCGAAAGACCAUCUAACCAGGCAUGAGCUACUUGGGAAAGCCCAGGAUGCCGCUAAUCCGAUCGCCUUCGAUUUGCCUCGCCUGCAAGGCGAGACACUGGAUGAGCAUUUUUACAAGCUGGGAAUGGACGCCUCUGCGCCAUAUCUGGACUUUGCGAGACGGUAUUCGUUGAUUCAUCUUUCACCGGCCCCCCGAAAAUGGGUUAGAAGGAGUGGAUGGACGAAAUACAAUGCCGAUGGGACGACUGAACAAGUCCACGCCCCCAACGAGAGCAUGUUAACCUUCGACACUGAAGUUAUGUGGAAGGAAAGUCCCUUUGCUGUUAUGGCAUGUGCUGCAAGCCCCACAGCAUGGUAUGCCUGGCUUUCGCCGUGGCUUCUUGGAGAAUCUGAAAACCCUCAGCACCUUGUCCCACUAGGUGACCCUUCGAAUUCGCGGAUAGUUGUGGGGCAUAACAUUGGCUACGACAGAGCUAGGAUACUUGAAGAAUAUGAUUUACAACAAUCGCGCAAUUUUUUCCUCGAUACGAUGUCUUUACAUGUGGCAGUGAAUGGAAUGUGUUCACAACAAAGACCUACCUGGAUGAGACAUAAAAAGAACCGUGACCUAAGAGAAAAGAUAGCGCAGCAAACAGACUCCUAUGAACUUGGCCAACUGCUAGAAAACAAAGCACUUAGUGAAGAAGAGGAGGAGUUGUGGGUAGGAAGGAGCUCCAUUAACUCCUUGCGAGAUGUCGCUAAAUUCCAUUGCAAUGUCACCAUCGACAAGGCGCAGCGAGAUCACUUUGGCGAGCUUGACAGAGAUGGUAUACAGCAGAGAUUAGAUGAGCUUCUCGAUUAUUGUGCAGCCGAUGUUUCCAUCACCCACCGCGUUUACCGAAAAGUAUUUCCCAAUUUUCUUGAAACCUGUCCCCAUCCGGUGAGUUUUGGGGCAUUACGGCACCUCUCUACCGUAAUUCUGCCAGUCAACGAGACAUGGGCCCAGUACAUCAAAAGGGCCGAAGAAACAUAUCAUCGUCGAUUAAGUGAUGUCCAAAAUCGGCUGGAGGAACUGUGCCAAGAAGCAGUUGAAGUGAGAGAUAAACCAGAAGUGUACAAUAAUGAUCCUUGGUUACGGCAACUUGACUGGUCCGGCCAGGAAAUUAAGAUGGUUAAAGGAAAGAAGAAAGGUGAUCCUCCCCGGCCAGCUGCACGCCAGAAGAAGCCCGGCAUGCCUAAAUGGUACAAGGAUCUCUUCCCAAAAAGCAAUGGCCCGAUGAAUUUGACUGUGCGCACGCGAAUUGCGCCAAUUCUUUUGAAGCUAGCUUGGGAUGGAUAUCCCCUCGUGUGGUCUGAUAAGUAUGGGUGGACGUUCCAGGUCCCGAAAGCCGACGUGCACAAAUAUCAGCAUCAAGCCGUCGUACAAUGCGACAUGUCUGAAGAAAAGAACGAGGUUCUUAAAAUUGACACGGCCAAUGUAUAUUACAAGCUGCCUCACAAGGAUGGGCCCGAAGCACGCUGUGUAAGCCCGAUGGCAAAGGGCUAUUUGCAAUACUUUGAGGGCGGGAAACUUUCGUCGCAAUUUGCAUUAGCGAAGGAGGCGCUGGAGAUGAAUGCUUCGUGCUCAUAUUGGAUAAGUGCCAGAGAUCGAAUCAUGACGCAGCUCGUCGUCUAUGAGAAAGAUUUACCUGGCUCAUCGCGUGAUGGAAAAUCUCAAAACCCUGCGUCAAAUUUGGGUUUCAUAUUGCCUCAGAUCAUCCCGAUGGGAACGAUCACUCGAAGGGCCGUCGAGAAUACCUGGCUUACGGCGAGCAAUGCAAAGGCUAACCGUGUUGGCUCGGAACUCAAGGCUAUGGUCAAGGCUCCGCCUGGCUACGUUUUUGUAGGCGCUGACGUUGAUUCCGAAGAGCUUUGGAUUGCUAGUCUUGUGGGCGACUCCCAGUUUCAAAUCCACGGGGGUAAUGCGAUUGGCUUCAUGACUCUGGAGGGCACCAAAGCCGCUGGAACCGAUCUUCACUCGAAAACCGCUAAAAUCCUGGGAAUCUCUCGAAAUAACGCUAAAGUAUUCAACUAUGGUCGGAUCUACGGAGCUGGACUCAAGUUUGCUGCUACUCUCCUGCGGCAAUUCAACCCUUCGAUUUCAGACGAUCAGACAAAAGUGAUCGCAGCCAAUCUUUACAAGGAAACAAAAGGUACACGAACAAUUCGUAAGACGAUUAGCGACUCGCCAUUCUGGAGAGGUGGGACUGAAUCCUUUGUUUUCAACAAGCUUGAAGAGUUCGCAGAGCAGGAAAGACCUCGAACUCCUGUGUUAGGUGCCGGAAUCACGGAAGCUCUAAUGCGGCGCUUUAUUAACAAGGGAAGUUUCAUGACCUCACGUAUUAACUGGGCGAUCCAGUCAUCGGGCGUCGAUUACCUCCACUUGCUUAUUAUAUCUAUGGAUUUCCUUGUUCGCCGUUUUAAUUUAAAUGCCCGUCUCGCCAUUAGCGUUCACGAUGAAAUCAGGUACCUUGUUAAGGAGGAAGAUAAAUACAGGGCUGCCAUGGCUUUACAAGUUGCAAACAUUUGGACUCGAGCCAUGUUCUCUCAGCAAAUGGGCAUUGAUGACUUGCCUCAAUCAUGCGCAUACUUCUCGGCUGUCGACAUCGACCAUGUGUUGAGAAAGGAAGUUGAUAUGGAUUGCGUGACCCCUUCGCAUCCGCAGAAAAUUCCCCCGGGUGAAUGUAUUGACAUUGCUCAGUUGCUCGAGAAAGGCGAUCAAGCUUUCCUGGACCCUUCUAUUGAGCCGUGUCUUCCCCCGGCUCCUGAGAAGUACACAUAUACUCCGCGAAAGACAGUGAUGUCCUCACUAGACUGCGCUCAAGAUAUCUCUUUCAUCAAGGCGCAAAUCGUCAGCGACGACAAGGAAUUACGCGCCAUUAUCAGAGACAUAAUGAAAAGCCAACCUUCCUCCGAUAAAUCCAAUGCAACUUCUGGGUCGUCCGCCAGCAGACGACGAAGUGUGUCGAAAGUCCCUUCACAUGCUGAGCCCCAGCGUGCGGUUCUUAUGGAGGUGGAGCCAAACCUUCUCGACGGAUUCAAAGGAUUCAACAGCGUUGAGAAAACGCCGCAGUUUCCAAUUCACCGCUAUGGAUGGAAACCCAAAACAUCGCCUCGUCUCUAGGAGACCCUAUCUAUUCGACUCCCUUCAUCCCUUUCUCUGAAAUUUGUACUGUACAUGUAACUUCCUGAGCACUACGUUCCUAUGUUCUACUACCCCUUUCUCUACAGUGGCAGUAUGCCCUUCUGAUAUAUGGAGUAACGUCCUCCCAGGAAAAAAAAAAAAAAAAAAAAAAAAAGGCCGAUAAUGAUGUCCUUGGCGCAUUGGCUCACGGGGAGUUGGUGUACAAUUGGUGCAUAAGACGGCGCUGGCGUAGCUUCGGCACCGCCAUGGACGGAGGACAGGCGGACUUGAAUAGUAUUGGAUAGCAUCUAAUAAUGUCUGAUGCGGUGAGGAUAUGCUGUUUGGAUGACCAAAGUCAAUGUAUUAUUAGAUGAUCUCAUUUGUCUAAAGUUCAAAUAUUUAUUAAUUAUGUGCG